CUUUUGCAUCUGACCAGAGGACGAAUGAGGAAGACGUUCCCGCAGAUUGGGGCAGCAACUUUCCUCGGCGAGUCUCUGGGCUCGGGGAACAGGAGCGCGCCGAUCCUCCGCCGUCUGCGGCCCAUGGAGGAGGAGGAGGAGGAGCAGUGAUGGGCUAGCGACAGCAUCAGGGAGCCCCCAGCGAACUCAGCCUUGCAGCCAGCUCCGCGUUCCCACGCGGUUCCCUCGAUCCUGCUCCGGGGGGCUGGAGGAGAGCGCGCAGAGUCCGAACCCGGAGCAUCCAGGGAGGAUGAGGCGGGUACCCGGCCCGAGUGGGGUGCAUCUCGCGGGCGUGCGGCAGCGGCUGUGUCUCGGCAUGAAUUAAGAAGCCAGGAAGAUGGAGCGCGGCGCACUCCUCGCCCAGCCCGGGCUCUGGACCAGGGACACCAGCUGGGCGCUCCUCUAUCUCUUCUGCUACGUCCUUCCCCAGACCGCCCCGCAAGUACUCAGGAUCGGAGGGAUUUUUGAAACCAUGGAAAAUGAACCUGUUAAUGUUGAAGAAUUAGCUUUCAAGUUUGCCGUCACCAGCAUUAACAGAAACCGAACCCUGAUGCCUAAUACCACAUUAACCUAUGACAUCCAGAGAAUUAACCUUUUUGAUAGUUUUGAAGCCUCACGGAGAGCAUGUGACCAGCUGGCUCUUGGUGUGGCUGCUCUCUUUGGCCCCUCCCAUAGCUCCUCCGUCAGUGCUGUGCAGUCUAUCUGCAAUGCUCUGGAAGUUCCACACAUACAGACUCGCUGGAAGCACCCAUCAGUGGACAACAAAGACUUGUUUUACAUCAACCUUUACCCAGAUUACACAGCUAUCAGCAGAGCGAUCCUGGAUCUGGUCCUCUAUUACAACUGGAAAACUGUGACUGUGGUAUAUGAAGACAGCACAGGUCUAAUUCGUCUGCAAGAGCUCAUCAAAGCUCCCUCCAGAUAUAACAUUAAAAUCAAAAUCCGCCAGCUGCCCUCUGGGAAUAAAGAUGCCAAGCCUUUACUCAAGGAGAUGAAGAAGGGCAAGGAGUUCUAUGUGAUAUUUGAUUGUUCACAUGAAACAGCCGCUGAAAUCCUUAAGCAGAUUCUGUUCAUGGGCAUGAUGACUGAGUACUAUCACUACUUUUUCACAACUCUGGACCUAUUUGCUUUAGAUCUGGAACUCUACAGGUACAGUGGUGUAAACAUGACUGGAUUUCGGUUGCUUAACAUUGAUGACCCUUACGUGUCAUCCAUCAUUGAGAAGUGGUCCAUGGAAAGACUGCAGGCCCCACCCAGGCCUGAGACUGGCCUUUUGGAUGGCAUGAUGACA
This is a messenger RNA of Carlito syrichta (Philippine tarsier), 1330 nucleotides long. RefSeq names its product glutamate ionotropic receptor kainate type subunit 1 (gene GRIK1). The transcript has 6 exons. The record is from RefSeq and is a predicted model, not a curated record. The annotation marks the transcript as partial. Lineage: Eukaryota; Metazoa; Chordata; Mammalia; Primates; Tarsiidae.